Dentiscutata heterogama is the source of this 121-nucleotide messenger RNA. NCBI's taxonomy places the organism in Eukaryota, Fungi, Glomeromycota, Glomeromycetes, Diversisporales, Gigasporaceae. The record is from the annotation of a GenBank genome assembly.
UAAAAGAAUUAGAAAUGCAAUAUUGUCAAAUAUUGAAGAAUAUAAUUAUGGGAACCCUCUAGAUUCAUAUAAUUUUGGAGAAGAUACAUUUGAAUAUAUAAAAUACCUCGAAACAUUGUAA